GGCGCUUCAUACCAGCCAUCACGCUAUCAUCGGAUCUGUCAGGUGAUUCGUUAAGGAUGAUUUCAGUGUUUUCACCUGAUGUAAGCGGUCAUCGCAGUUUGUUUUAUAAGCGCUUAGUGGGUCAUUUGUGUGAUAAAUGCUGUAUUUCUGAUUCAGGAUGGAUCUUCCAACUGAACUGAUCUCAUAUAUUAUGAGAUUCUUAACAUCUUCUGAGCGCCAUGAAGCAUCCCUGGUCUGCAAGAAAUGGUACUAUGCAUCGCUGGACCCUGCCCUGCACCAGAGCUCUGUCAUAACUCUCCGAGCCAGUAAUAGCACUGGGGAGAAGUUCCACCAUCUGGGACAGCGCAAGAGCCCCAGCCUGGUGGUGAGCCACGUUGAUGGGUCCCGUGACUGUGGCCAAGUCCUGGAGGAGAUUGGCCACCACCUGGGCCCACAUCUGACCAGCCUCAGCCUGCGGGGAUCCGACGUCACCGAGACUGUCUUUGUCGGGAUUAUCGGCCACUGCCCUGGGCUGCAGCGGCUGGACGUGAGCUGCUGCAACAGCCUCUUCAUGUCUGGGAACCUGCUGCAGAAGGCGGAGGACCGGGAGAAAGUGGCCCAGCCACUCGAGAAUGUCACCUCCCUCAACCUUGCCUCCAACCGGUACCUGUCAGACAUCCUCUUCAACAGACUUGUGGGCGUAAUGCCCAGUGUGGCCAAGCUCUCGCUGGCAUCCUGCAACAUCAUCCAUCAGAGCGAUGCCUACAUCAGCGCUGAUCGAAAGUCCAGUUCCUUCAUGUCCUUGUCCAACUUCCUGAUGUACCUGCAGCAUCAUGCAGACAAGAUCCUGUCCCUGGACCUGAGCUGCACCGGGAUAGGAAGUGAGGCACUCCAUCUCAUCAGCCAUGUCAAGGGCCUGGUGCUAGAGGAACUGACCCUAAAAAAGUGCAGUGGAAUCAGCAACGAGGGAGUCGCUAGUCUCGUCAAGAAGCAGUCCUCGCUCCGAUCCCUCGAUCUCAGCAGCGUAGCGUCCCUGAACAGCCCAUCCCUGAUCGCCAUCUGCAAGUAUCUACCUCACUUGGAGCACCUGAACGCCAGCGAGUGGUCCCAGUUAGAGCCCCAGGCAUCAGAGUACCUCUCCUCAUUGCGGCACCUGAAGUCUGUCAACAUGUCCAACUGCUACCACGUCGGCCUGCACCACCUGUGCAAGGGACUCGGAAGCAGCAACUCCUCCCACCUGGUCUCGCUGAGCCUCGGGGGCUGCGGGUCCGUCCGCGAUGAGGUCGUCUUGAGCCUCGUGAAGAGCUUACCUCAGCUUGAGCAACUUGAUCUCAGCUCUUGCUUCGGCGUUGGAGAUUCCAGUGUACAUGCCAUUUCAAGGUUUUUGCCCAAUCUUAAGAAGCUUCGAUUAGCCUGGUGCAAGAAGAUCACCGACUUUGGAUUGCUGGGCCUGGAUCAGAAUGCACCGGUCUUCAUCACCGACAACGAAGCCACCAAGCACUACAGCGACCGCUUCACCAAGAGCCACAGCAACAUGGGUUUCUUCAAGCGCCCGUCCUUCAACGAGAAGAUCCUGAAAAUCCCGGAGAAGGAGAUUCAGAGGCUGAUGGAUGCCCCAGACCAGGUCAACCUGACGGCGCUGACCAGGCUGGAAUCAUUGGAUCUGACGGCCUGCAACCACCUGACGGACAUCUGCGUAUCCCACGCUGUCCGCUUCCCCUGUUUGCACUCGCUCACCCUCAGCCUCUGCUCCAACAUCACCGAUCAGAGCCUGGCUGCCCUGGCAGCCAACAACCCCAACCUGGUGGAGCUGCUGAUUGGCCACUGCCACCAGGUGACUGACGCAGGAUUGAAGGUUCUUGUCCAGCGGCGCAGGGGGCUGAGGUCGCUGGAUGUCUGCGGCUGCGAGAAGGUCACGGACGCCACACUGCUGGCCCUGGGCCAAUACACCAAGCACCUGCAGCAUCUCAACAUCUCACAGUGCGGUGGCGUGACCAUGGCGACAGCCGAGAAGCUACAGCAGCAGGUACCCACUCUGAGGUCACUGCAGAUGGCGCACAUAUCCAGCGGUGGCUCUGCCUUCUACCACUACCAGCCAAUCAGUUUUUGAGACAGUAAAAGCUCAAUUACAGUGACCAUUGACCAUUGACCAGUCACUAUUGAUGCAUGUCAAGUAAAAUCUGACCAAUUCAAGCUUCACUUUUAUGUGAGAGUUUUUAAGUCCUAACACUUAUUCAAAAAAAUUCAGUCAAGAUUUUUUCAGAUAGAACGCACAUAUCAUGUAUGCAGAAGGAUGUAAAAAUAAACCAGCCUUUCUUUUAAAUGUGUAGUUACUAGCAGAAAAACCAUCUGCUGUUGAAAUGGGACAUGCUGAAGUAUGUUAACACAUUCACCAGGCCAGCUGGAGCUUGGGAUGUGUACACACCCACAGGUUUGCACUGUGCCAACCACUUUCCAUAAUGAUUGUCACAGAGCAGUUAUUUUCUGCGUGAAGGUAGGCACUGACCAUACAGUCAUCCUGCUGUUGGUCCAUGGGGACAUUAAUGUUCACAGUUUGUGUAAUCUCACAAACAGUAGGCUUUAUCUCCUUAACAUUCUGGGAAGUAUUCUUCCAAACUUUUCGGUGGAAAAGUUAAUGGAAUUAUGUACCUUUUGUGUUUGUUAAAAUACUGCAAUAUACCCAACGAAAUACCAAACUUUUUCCCAGUGUGUGAACUUUCUAAAAUAGCAUCUCUGGGCAUUGAAUCCAAGGGCAUUGACAAAGGAUCAUAUCCAUUUCCUGGUUCUAAAGAUGAAAACAUUUUCUAAUUCAGUUCCUAUCACCAGCAAUAAAAUCCCAUGGAAAGUUUACACGACAUUCAAUGUGUACACAUCUGCACAGCACACAGGUGUGUGUGCAGAUUUGUUGGUUAGCUUGACGAAAAUUUGUAAAAAGUCAGUUUUAUUGAAAGUGGUUAUGGUGGAAGUAACUCUUUAUCAGAUGAAGGUUUGAACAUAAGGACCAUAAAUAAUGCCCUUAAUGCACAUUUAUAAAGCACAAACCAUAUCCCCCAUGAUAAUAGACACUGUCAACAUACAUCCCCUCUUCCUACGGUAAAUCUAUUCUUGUAAAAAAAUUCAACUUAAUCUUCUUGAAGUUAACAUGUACAUGUACCUCCAUAUUGUAUAAAAUGGUAGUCAUUUUAUGUCAGUUUGUAAUUUAAUAUUUCAAGCAUUCGAUGUCUCAGAUUGAUUCUUUGCUUGUAAACUAUUUUGACACAUCUUUGAUUUUAAAUAUAAUUGUAAUGUAUAUGUGUGUAAAUAAAAUUCUGAGAUGAUUUUUACACUUGAUGCAUAUAUUAUACAGAGAGAGAAAUAUCAAUUAAUCCUUGGAGAAAUGCAAGGGGGAAGAUUUUGAUUAGAUUUGAUACCCACAACACUGAAAUUAUUUGGUUAAAGUGUAUUUAUAGUUUUGAAAGUUUAAAUUUGAGAAAUGCCUUAUUAUACAUCAUCAUAUACAUGUACAUCAAUAUUUUGCGAGAUUGUGUUGAUACAAUCAACUGCCAAGCUGUAAGCAGUUUAAUAACGUACACGGGAAAGCUUGAAUUCUGUGGGAACCCUCGGAAAACUUUGGGUCCACGUUGUUUUUGAACAGUUGAUUGCUUUGCAAAUUUAAUGCCUAAAUCCACAUCAAAUGAGUAAGUAGUCAGGAGCAAUGUACAUGUACACUACAUGACUGUGAAGGACUGGUAGUGUUUUCUUCCAUAAUAGCUUUUUCUUUGCUGUAAACUGGGCUUGAUUAAAUGUAAAUCUUUGCAGGAUUUGAAAUUUGAUUAGUUUUUUACGGUUAAAAAUAAAAAUCAAAUUAUGUGUCGUUUACAUCCUUUCUGUUCCUGUGACAGACUUUUUUCAGUAAUCGCAUAAACUUGUAGGUACAGUAGUGUAAGAGGCUGGAGAACUCAGUUACUAAGAGUCGGUAGGAGUUUUCCUGCACGAGCCUUGAUGAGUAGUCAAGGGCGGAUCCAGAAAACCAAAUGUCCAGGUGGUGGAAGGGGAGAGGUGGGCAACAUUUUGGAACUUUCAUAAAGUACUAACUUUCUGUGGCCUUUGUGGAGGUUGCUGGUACAUUGUGGUGCAUUUUACACCUCACCAAUCCGUCAUUUCCUCUGGCCAGUUGGUUCUGUCAUUAUUUCCACUCCUUGACAAGAGUGACUGGAAGUGUUAUGAGUCAGUAGCUGCAGAAUGGGCGGUGAUACCCCUAGUUAAAUGACGUGUGGGGAAAAAAAGUACCACGGAAUUAGGACAUUACUCGUAUCAGUACACAGGUUUGUAUAAUUUCCUGCCAAGGGUUUUCAAUAAAGAGUAAUCAUUGAAAGAAAUCUGAUAGUCAUUCUAA
Messenger RNA from Acanthaster planci (crown-of-thorns starfish), 4354 nucleotides. RefSeq lists its product as uncharacterized. The record is from RefSeq and is a predicted model, not a curated record. Gene Ontology annotation, cellular component: cytoplasm. Gene Ontology annotation, molecular function: protein binding. NCBI's taxonomy places the organism in Eukaryota, Metazoa, Echinodermata, Asteroidea, Valvatida, Acanthasteridae.